Molecule: messenger RNA, 354 nt
Organism: Gongylonema pulchrum
Lineage: Eukaryota; Metazoa; Nematoda; Chromadorea; Rhabditida; Gongylonematidae
Source: the annotation of a GenBank genome assembly
AUGAUAUUUGCAUUUCCAGACCAUGGCUUUUAUUCGAAUAUUGUCGGCUUUCUUGGUGGAAUUUCCUGGGCAAACCUUGUUGCUCGAAUAUGCCAGUUAUAUCCAAAUGCGGCUCCAUCAAAACUUGUCCAGAAGUUUUUCAUACUGGAAACUUAUGGGGAACAGUUCAGCGAGCUGGGUUUGAAGGAAGAGUUCGAGCGGAUGAAAGAAAGUGGCAGAAGAGAAGACAGCAACAAACUGUAUAAUCUCGAACAGGCACUUCGUGCAGCUGAGGAAUUUGAGGACGAACCACAUCCUGAGAAACGGCGUGAAGUUAUCAAAAAAAUUUUCCCGGAGAAUUCAACGGAAAAUCAA